CUACAGCUUCGGCACACCGACUACUUGAGCAACAAAUAUCUAUCACUAUUACCCUUUACGACCGGACAUUCCUUCAUCUCACCGCAAGAGUUCACUUCAUCGUCAUUCAAGAUGCCCGUAGUCACCUACUCUCUUGAUAAUGCCAUCGACAAGUUCUUCUCGGAGGCUGGGGCGUCAUCCUCCAGGACAGAAUGCGACGAGUAUGCGCGCCAAAUUUGCGGCGGAGAGGUCAAGCCCAACUAUCACCAAGGCAUUAGUAGCUACACUGUCAUUGCGGGGCCGAGCAGCAACAAGAUUGUUCAGUUCCGCGAUAAGACCGCACUGCUGGAUAUGAGAUCUCUCGCUCUGGCAAAAGAGAUUCACCCAGAUCUUGUCUCCAGCUGUUCGGAGCUAGGGUGGAUCGGCCACACAAAGGGACAACAGCUUGCAGUAUAUGAGAUGGAUAGGCUUCCUGGAGAGAACUAUAUCACGGCUUCCAUGUCUUUCAAGGGUGAACAGCACAUGCGUACAGUGACUAGCCUGGCAAAGUUUUUCGCACAGUCGUGGCAAAGAGGCAUGCCAAAAGAUCCAAACUUGAUCGACUUACCUGCCGUCAGCGCCGAAUGCCACGCCAGAUUGGAAUACCUAGCUGGUGCCUUACCCGAGCGAUUUAUCCCUAUAAUCACCCAAGUGCAAGCCACCUUGCCAGCCCUUCUUGACGGAACCUAUCCGGUGGUCCUUACACAUAGCGACUUGAAUCAGAUGAAUAUCCUGGUCGAUCCCGUGAGAGGAAACAUUACAGCCGUUGUUGACUGGGCUGGGGCAAGCUACCUGCCCUUUGGCUUUACUCUGUACGCACUAGAGCACGCCCUAGGAAAGAUGGACUAUGUCGGAUGGAAGUGGAUCGACAACGUCAAUGAACUGAGGAAUGCGUUUUGGAGUGUCUUUAAACAGAAUAGCGGCAUAUCUGAAGCUCAGAUGGACCUUGCUAAGGUUGCAGGCAAGGCGGGUGUUCUUGUUCGAUACGGUACUCCUUUUGACGCUAACUUCACGGGGAUGUUAGGGGUUUGUGACCCGGACGGGUGUGAUCUUCGAGAACUUAAUGCGUUCCUAUUUGAACAAACGACUUGAUCCGCCAACCGGUUGACAUCAAGUGCGGGAACGAGUAAGAUAGAUACUUUACUAGUUACUUGCAUAGUACUAGACGACAUUUGGUGUUACAGGAGUUAAUUUGCAAGAUGCAACCUGGGAUACAGCUUGCUUCUUCAAGCCACGUUAAAAUACGCGAGUCUCUUUUUUCUCGCGAUGCUUUGUCAGGCCUUCGUGCCUGAAGCUUUGGCCGUUGCACAUAUAACCUUGAAGAAAAUGGGUGGAAGGGUCAGGUGCCUAUGGCACCACUAGAUUAGCCUGUCAGCCUUCUCCAGCCUGUUGAUAUUGAUGGGUCAUACAGGUGGGUUAGGCGUUAGCCUAAGUGCGGCUGAGCUUAUAACCGUGCACUAAAUGCAUUGAAACAAGAGUGGUAUUAUGGGUACAAUGCAUUGGAAUUUGGGAUAUAUAUAUAGUAUAUUUAUACAUAAGUGAGUUUUAUACAUGCGAUUUUACGCAUAUAUUUAAUACAGCCCAAUCACAUCCUCCGACACCCACCACACGGCGAAUAUAUCACCACAUUCGCCUGCCACAAAAUGUAUGACAGACUGGCCCCUGACUCAAAUAAACCAGAAAGGUUGCGCAGAUUAGAGACGUCUCAUUGGUAACCGCUAUGGAAACAAGCAAACGAAGUCUAGCCCUGUUGAGUAGCAAGAGCCCGUCACGCGGGCAAAGACCCUAGACAGAGAACCUAGUUAACGACACUGGCCUCACGCAGUGCCUCUAUAAUGAGAUCCUCCACAUCUACGGCCUCCACAUCCGGCAAUGCCUUGCCAUCAGUGAAGACCUGGUGUGUGCCCUUUGUCGUCUUGGAGUGAGAAGACUCGUUGCCCUUAAGCUCAGUGAAUGGCUCCAGAUCCGCGGCGUUCCAGCCUGUGGUUCGGUACGUCUCGGUUGGUUUGACCGCAGUGGAGGGUAGCAUGACGGUUCCGUCCCUGUCCGAGAGAACAAAUUCCUUCAUGUACUUCCCGAGGCAGUCCUGCUCCAGAACCUCGAUGCCGAUGACGUCCGUGAGGUUGUUCAACUGGAAAUACUUCCGCGCGGCGUAAAUGAAGGCAUCAUCGUUGGCCGUCAUAACUGGGGGAGUGCCAGCGCGGUACUCGUAAGGGUGGAACUGGUUGUCUUCGCACAGCACGAAGACGAAGCCGUGCAGAGCGCUCAAGUCCAGCUUGUCGGCUUGGAUAGGGCGGGUCCAGAAGCCUGGAAGCUUGUUCAUAGGUCGACCGAACAUGACAUUGCCCGCGGCCAUCUUCACGUGUCCGUGGACCAGAUGGAAUCCAAACUUGUUGUGGACGUUAAAUUUUUUGACCAGAGCCCGGAGGCCGGCGAUGAACACAUCGUCCACUUGAGGCUGGUCCGCGUCGUCGGGAAGGGAGUUGUAGCUUUAUCACUAGAUAUUCAGCGCAAUUAUUUGAACUUUCUUACAUAAAGGGAGGCUUACAGGGCGUUAGACCUGCGCAUAUCCGCCAAGGUAGGCUUUAGGUGAAGGCCGGGGAUGGAUAGAAUCUGGCGAGGGGGAGGGGCUAUUGCGGUGGCCAUGGUGGUAAGUGAGCUUUUCUUCUUCUCUUAAGUGGUUUUGGGCAAUAUGAAGGUAGAUUGUUGCUUUAACAAAUAGAGGAAUAAUCUUUUUUUUGGAAUAUCCUGGGCAACGAGAAAACUUCGCCGAUGGGUGCAGAGAGGAGGCCAAAAACGAUUUUCAGGCGAGGGAGAGUCUCAUUAAUAUGCUUCGGUCAAAGUUUCGAUCUACGUCGAUUAGACCUUUGAUGGUCACCCUCGCGUGGAAGAGGGGAGGUUAUACAUACUGUAAAUGCCUGGUUCCCUUUAGGAUAACUAAACCACGCUAAACAUGCCUGCAAAAUCGCGAUUUGUAUUCCGAAACUGGAAGCACCCUCUUUCUGCCCAACAUCCUAAAUUACUGCGGGACAGCUUCAUCCUACAACACCCCUGAAGUGACAGCGAAGCAACAUAUGCACAUCAUAAGACCGCUUGCAGGAGCAAGGAGGUUGGGAAAAUGGAUAGUCUGGGUGAAUGGAGA
Messenger RNA from Pyricularia grisea, 3160 nucleotides. RefSeq lists its product as uncharacterized. NCBI's taxonomy places the organism in Eukaryota, Fungi, Ascomycota, Sordariomycetes, Magnaporthales, Pyriculariaceae. Bases 112 to 1110 code for a protein of 332 amino acids. The record is from RefSeq and is a predicted model, not a curated record. The transcript has 2 exons.